Molecule: messenger RNA, 5007 nt
Organism: Protopterus annectens (West African lungfish)
Lineage: Eukaryota; Metazoa; Chordata; Ceratodontiformes; Protopteridae
Exons: 6
Coding region: 843-1568 (241 amino acids)
Source: RefSeq, a predicted model, not a curated record
GGAAAUCCCCAAGUGGAGGACUGAGUACGAAGCUGUAGUACGGAAGUGCGAGUUUUGUAAUAUUCAGACCGCUAUCCUACGCUCUGGUUUAAUUGUCUUGCAGAGAGUAUUACUGCAGCAUUGACGUUUGUUACCCAAUUCAAGAGUGACCGCCACGGAGAGAGUAACUUAGGUUCAUAGCGGUUUGGGUCCAGCUGGGUGCCCGUUUGGCAUAGGCGUGAGACGGAGGUCUUACUUGAUAAAGAGUGGCACUUAAAUCUUGCUUCGUCUUGCCCUGGGUAACAACAAAAUAUAUGUAGGGAUAGGGAAUCAGUAGUCGGGUCGUCCUUUGCAAAAGGGCACGCUUGCCAACAUAUUACAGUGAUGACUAAAGGGCAUCAAGUGCAUUAAACGUCUCCUCGGAAUCAAACCUUACAGAUGUUACUGCAUUGCCUGGCACUUCGUUUCAGUUAAAUGGUAACCGACUUUCCAAGGUGUGAAUAGUGGAACUAAAUUGCAUUUCACUUGUGGGCAUGUUCCUUCUUAAGCCAUAUGUAUUUUGUUAUCGAUUUCUUAUUUAAAAUAUCUGGAACACGUUAACAAAACCGUCUUUUACCGUCACACUUAAAGUAGAGAUAUUUGUAGUACUGUACAUUUCUGAAAUAAAUACAUAUCAUUGUUUGAGUUGGGAUUUUAAUUCGCACGCCUUUUAUUACAGAAUAUAUACGCAUUAAAAGUGACACUGGGUGACACUACCGUGGACAGGCUCCUUUAAAAACAAGGAAAGGAGAUUGUGUAGCUAGCUCAGUUAUAUAUAGCUGCGAGCGCUGGCAUUUACCCUUUUCUUAUGAGGUACGGCAGCUAUGAGCUACAAAAUGAGCAACUCUGUGGAGAAGCUUGCAACACAACCUUUAACCGUUCAAGACUGUGAUCAAAGCAAAGGGGAAACAACAUACUGCAGUUCUGCUGAUAAAUUUGGAGUGAGCCGUCAAUGUGCACCAAAGGCCUCCUGGAAAAAGUGGAUCCCAAGGGUGCUACUUGUUCUUAUUCUACUGGGUGUGAUAGCUGUGCUCGUUGUCCUCAUUUUUCACCCCUUAUGUGUGCGGUCAUGCCUGACACAACAACUGGAAACGUUCAAGAAUACAACCGUAGUCCGUGUUGGCGAGCUUAAUUCCUCUUUGGCCUUCUGUUUAAGUAAUACAGAUUUCUUGCAACAAAAUAUAACAAUUCUAGGAAAUGAAUUAGCCAUUUUGCAAAAUGAAAAAUCAUUUCUGAAAGAAAAAAAUGCUGUCUUGUCACGCAACGUAACAGCACUAAAGGAUGAAGUAACCGCCUUACAGCUUGACAACCUUAACCUGACAGAGACGACUGCCAUGUUACAAAAUGAGCUGAAGGAGUGGAAGGCGAAGUUCUCAGACGCUUCACAACAGCUCGAGCACUACAAAAACAAAACGCAAGACUACAGCAAGGAAGUGAGAAGACUGAAUCAAGAGGCGUAUUCACCUGCAGGCAGCGGCAGCAGAAGCUAUCACCACACAUACCCUACACUGGCAGCAGGAGCUAUACUGAUAGUUCUCUUCUGUUUUUAGUAUAGAUGCAACACCAUACCAUGUGAGCCCCAGCAGCUGGCAAAGAAAAAAACGGAAAUGCUACAAGUAACGCCACCAGGUGGACCUGUUUCACUGUCAAAACCAGUUGCUUGCACCGAGUAAUAUAUUUGCCUACUGCUGAAGUGUGAAGGUUCCCUUGGAGAUGCCUAAACAAUUGUCAGAGCUCAAGUACACUGGAUCAUCAUGCGAGGGCUCUAUUGUACUUCAGAUGUAUGCCUGAAUGUUAUUCCUUUUUCACUCUUGCAGCUUUUAGGGUAAAGUCAUGUCUUUGGUUUGUGAAUUCAUAUUGCAAUGAAACCAGUCAUCAAUGCAGUGGUAGCCAGGACUUUCAGUUACCAAGAGAAAACUGGAUCUUUCGUGUAGCUAGGAAAUGUGAACCCUUUCUAAGACUAUAUGUGGUUUCUGAUUUAUACUUCAAGCAUUUACUCUAUGCUUCACAUCUUAAUCUAAAGGGGUUUCCUUCUCAUCAAAUGUUUGUUCACUGUUCAGGACAAGAACAAAAUUUUUAGGCACUUGCUGUGUACACUAUGGACAGUGUAAGAGAGAACAGUAAUUCUUGUCCACUGUAAGAAGGCCGAGUUGAAUCUUUCCAGGAUUGUACAUAUGUGCUUCUGUGACUACUUGUCAGUUAGUUACAACAUUUAGACCUUCAGCAUGUAGGAAGUGGAAGGGAGAUAAGGUAUGACCUGACAUUGCUUAGGACUCUGGCUGUUGAAGUGAGUGAGUGGUAUUGCCAUUGGUCCCCAUUGAAUUUUUUUGUAUGAUACAUUACCUAUCUGGCCACUAGACAGAACUGCAGAUGCAAAGACAGAUUUUCAACAGUUUUAAAUUUUACAAUAAGACCUCAUUAUCCUAUGGACACUGAACAUGACAAUGAUGUAAUGGGAUAUUUACAUCACUCACAUAGGUAACUGUUAGGUGUAGAGUGCUGCACAGAUGGAGCAGACUAGAAUAAACUGAUGUAACCUUUUCAAAAGACAGAAAAUAAAAUGCGUCUGACCCAAAGUGUUUUGAUAAUCAGUCUUAUGGAAAGGGAAUUUAAGUGUUGUGUUGUCGUGGCAAGUCUGAUUUUUGCAUUUUUUUUCAAAACUGGACCAAAAGAACUACUUGACCUUGUAGUUUAGUAUUUGCUGUCUUAUAUUCUUAACUGAAGAAUCACACUGCAAUGUAGCCUGUCCUCAAGAUAUUUACUAUUCAUAAAAUGGUGUCUCCUGACUUUUCACGUAGUGUGGUACCGAGAUGAUUUAAAGCCCUAGCUGUGGACCAGGCCAUGAAUCUGGACAUAUUUUGUGGUUUACAGACUGUAUUCACUGGAGGACCCAAUAGGGUAGGGUAUAUACAGGCCACGUUAAAAAAAAUAUAUAUAUGUACAGAUAUAUAUAUAUAUAUAUAUAUAUAUAUAUAUAUAUAUACACACACAUAUAUAUGUAUGGGUAUAGUUCCAUUCCUUUGGUCACACAUGAUUGAAGACAAGUAAACAAAAGGAAAGCCAUAAUUUUUUUUUUUUUUUUUUUUUUUAAGGAGGCUUGCCCACUGCUCCCCUUACAUAGAUGACUCUGUCCCCCAAACCCUUGCUAAAGUAAAUGUACCAUCUCUGAGAUUGUAUGAUAGUGGGAAGGGACUAAUGUCCUUAACCCCACUAUUUGAUGAUCUCUGAGUAAAACUUCCAGUGGUAACAAACAACUCAAUGGAAAGGAAUUUGAUUAAAAAGAUGACCAAUUCCUUUUUGACCGACUGAUUUAAUGACCAAAACAAUUGUACCCAAUAUGUUUAUACAAAAGUCUAAAACAAAACAACUCUUCAAAUUAAAACGUAAGAUAUGACUACCCACCACACCAGAUGAUCAUCAAGAAGGCUUUUUGUGGUUGAUGUUUACCUCUACUCCUGCUGUUCCUCUAUACUUGGGUAACUCAUCCACCCCACUUCCAUAUGGUUAUACUGCUAAGUGUGAAAAAUUGUAACAUGUUAAACCUUUGUUUUAUUUCUUACAGGUGUGCAUGCUUAGUUUAACUGCGUUAAAACUUUGGGAGUGCAAGGCCAGGGUUAUCCUUUUAUGUGUAUGACAUCACAGCAUGCAUCUUUGGGAGGUCUAUAUCCAUCAUGCUUUGUAGUUGGAGAAUACAAGAAUUUUUUUUAUUUCUGAGGUAGGAGAGCCCUUAAAGGAGAAAACUCCAACUGCUGGCGACUACAGAAAGAAUUCCUGAAUGUCAAAUGCUGAGACGAGUACCGUCUUAGCUGGUAGGUAAUUUUUAUUUUGAAGCAAGGAACUGAUAUUUGUCCAGUGCAAAUUUUCACAGUAAUACUUGUAAAGUCUCAGUUUUCAAGGCCAGAGGAAUGCUGAGAUAGUGAGUUGUAUGUCCUGCCAACUGAACUUUAAAGAUUUUUCUUCUCUUUUCACUAACCAGUAGAUGUAAUGUCAUGAAAUGUACCACAAUUUCUUUCCUCUUAAUCAUAAUGAAAUCACUAGCAUAUUAUAGUGACCUUAACUGCUGUCCUGAGGCCUUGUUCUUCUUUUUGUCUCUUAAUUGAUACUUUAUCAUAUAAAUUUUGGUCACCAGUUGUAGAUAUGGGCACCCUACAGGGUCAUGUUCUUGAGCCAAGGACAGCAGUAUCAAAGAGUAACCAACCGUGAGCUCCAUGCUUAUGUUAGGACUUUGCUUACAUGUUGAUCCUUAGCUAGUUUAAGAAAAAAAAUACUAAAAUAAAAUUUGCUGCCUGUUUAUUUCCGCUGUUGCACAGAUCCCCAGCAUCUACACAGCUGGGUUCUCAGUACUUUUACCCCUAUCAUUCCCGCUGUCUAAAUCCCACAGAAUUCACUAGAAUGCCCCGUAAAGUUAGAUGGAAAACUUCUCGUUUGGGAAUAAAGGCAGAUAGAAAGUAUCCUUUUCAUUACUGUAUUUCAUUUGAUAUAGUAUAAGAUAAUUCCAGAAAUGUCUGGGGACUUGUAUGUCUUUACAGCAGUGUCUCUUCCCUGUACCGUUUGUGUAAUCUAAUGUCCCCCAUGUAAUAGCUUGUCUACAGCCUCCACUCCAUGAACAUUUCUUUGAAUUAUUUGUAUGCCAUUGCAAGCACACUGACAACCACAUGCACCCACCCCCCCUUGAAAAGCUCAGCCUCCAUCUCUCCAGUACUGAUGCCAAAAUGUGCGUGCUGCUAUAAAACACUUGUAUAUUACUGUGCUUAUACAGUCUAAAUCACUGCAUUCUACCUUUUAUUGUUUGAAGGCUAGUUGCAAGAUUUGAUAAUGGAUAUAGAAAUCUUUAUUGCAGUCUCACACAUUUCUAGUUGCUCACUUUGGCUAAAACAGUUUGUCAGCAUAUGCAUACUGUAGUAAUUUCAGUAGAACUCAGCAGCAUAAUAAUUUUGUACCUGCAAAUGUAUUCCAGUCAAUUAAAGUUUUUUACUACAGUACUGUAAA